AUGGCGGAUGAAGUGACGUUGUAUGCAGAUGGACGAAGUCCUUUUGUUUGCCGCGUGAAAAUUGCUUUAAAUAUGAAGGGAAUCAAAUACAAAAACAUGGAAGAAGAUCUCCAAAACAAGAGUGGCGCCCUUCUCAACUACAAUCCUGUACAUAAAAAAGUACCUGUGUUGGUGCACAACGGAAAUCCGAUCUUGGAGUCUUUAGUGAUCGUUGAGUACUUAGACAAUGUCUGGGAACGGGUUCCCAUUUUGCCUCAGGAUCCUUAUGAGAAGGCUGCCGCUCGAUUCUGGGCGAAAUUUAUUGAUGAUAAGUGUAUUCCUGCAUUAUACAAGGUUUUUAGCAGCAAAGGUGAGGAGGAGCAGGUUAUUACAGAAGCUUGUGAGCAGUUGCAAAUAUUAGAGGAUGAACUCGAACUCAAAGGCAAGAAGUUCUUUGGAGGUGAUAACAUCAACCUGGUUGAUAUUGCUGCUGAUUUUAUAGCCUACUGGCUUCAACUAUUGGAAGAAGCAACCGAAAUGAAACUUGUGACAAGAAGCAAGUUUCCAAAAAUAACCGAAUGGGCUGAGGGGUUUGUCAAUUGUCAAGUUGUCAAGGAGAUGUUGCCUCCAAGAGCCAUCAUGCUUGCCUACUACAAGAAUCGAUUUGGGAAGAUCUAG
This is a messenger RNA of Helianthus annuus (common sunflower), 657 nucleotides long. Its product is annotated as probable glutathione S-transferase. NCBI's taxonomy places the organism in Eukaryota, Viridiplantae, Streptophyta, Magnoliopsida, Asterales, Asteraceae. Gene Ontology annotation, cellular component: cytoplasm. Gene Ontology annotation, biological process: glutathione metabolic process. The transcript is spliced from 2 exons. Bases 1 to 657 code for a protein of 218 amino acids. The record is from RefSeq and is a predicted model, not a curated record. Gene Ontology annotation, molecular function: glutathione transferase activity.